Molecule: messenger RNA, 2766 nt
Organism: Aphidius gifuensis
Lineage: Eukaryota; Metazoa; Arthropoda; Insecta; Hymenoptera; Braconidae
Exons: 6
Coding region: 461-1675 (404 amino acids)
Source: RefSeq, a predicted model, not a curated record
UUGUUUUUUAAUUAAUAAUAAAGAUAAAUUAUUUAAGCUAAUUUGCCAAAAAUAAAUAACGAAAAAAAAAGCUCAGUAUAUAUUAUUUUUUACGGUGAUACAGUAUCCGGCUAAUUGGGCUCGAAGAUAAUUAAAUAAUAACAAUAUUAAUAAUUAAUUAUAAUAAUAUAUUUAAUGUCUAUUUUUAAUUUUAAUUAUAAAGCGACGUCUGGUGAGAUAUUAAAGUGAUUGGUUUUAAAUAUACGCGCUUAAUAUUGCGACAUUAACAUUGACAGAUGUAUUCGAAACUCAUCAAGUAUAAUAUUUAUAUAAUAAAUUAAUUAUUUGGCUUUAAAUAUCACAGUGAUAAUAGAAAGAAAAUAAAAAUAAAUUACUACUACUAAUUGUAAUUAUUAUUAAGUCAAUUUUGGUGAUAUAAUUAUUAGAUUUUAAGAAUAAUUAUUUAAUCAAAGUCAGCAAAAUGAGUGGACAAAAAAUUGUACCAAUAAGUACAGAAAAAAAAUAUUGCUAUAUGGCAUGUCCACUUCAAGAUUCAUCAGGUAUUGCUGCUAAUGAAGAUACUAUUGAACGUGCUAUUGGUGCAGGAAUUAGAAAAAAUUCAUCAUCACAUGUUAUUAAAUGGGGUGGUACCAAUAACAACAACAGCAACAACAACAACAACAACAAUACCAACAACAACAAUAAUAGUAAUGGUAAUAAGAGAAAACAAAAUGGAAAUGGGCAAAAAGAUUUAUCAGAACUACCAACACCAACAGCAUCAAGACAGGUGUCAUUUAAUGGUAACAGAUCAUCUGGAAUUUAUACACCUCUUGUUGUUUCAAACAACAGUCCACCACGUGGUGAACCAGUAUCUCUUGCAACUCUAGAUCGUGAUUGUUUUAUCAUUCCUUUAGCUUCACUUGAGCGCUUUUUACCAGCUGGUGUACCACAUCAACCAAUUGCAGAUAAAAAAAGAGCUGGAAGUCCAUUAUCAGUUUUAGAAGUUGAAGAUCCAAAACAAUGUAUACUUGCACAUUUUAUGACACCACUUGAGCCACUAGAUCCAGUUGCUGAAUCACCAACAACAAGACCAUUAGUUUUACAAAGAGAUACUGUUGCUGAAUUAAUUGCUGAAAUAGCACCAUCAGCAUCACAAAGUAUAUUACUAACAAAUAUGGAAAAAAAUGCUGAUUUUCCAUUCAUCACAUAUUAUUUGAUAAACAAACACAAUACAGAUCCAGCUGAUUUUUAUCAAGAGGUACAAUGUGCAGCAUUACGUAAAUUUGAUCCACGUGAUAUGCGUUAUGCAGCAAGUCAUACAUUAGAUUUAUUUAAUGAAGUUGCAACAAUAGCAAGACCACCACUUGAACCACCUGGUGGUAGACCACCAAUUCCGUCCACUGGCUAUAUUGUAUCAAUAUUCAAAGUAUUUGAAGGUGAUGAUAAUCUUAAGUUUGAACAAAAUUGGCUCUACUGGACAGGGGCAAGAAUGAUUUAUCGUUAUUUACCAAAAUCAGUUGGAUUAAAACGUAUAACUCUUCAUAAAUCAAUGUCACAAGGUGACAAGAUGUAUCUAUUGAUUUGUGAAUGUUCACAAUUACAAGAUAAUUUAAAUGCAGCAGCAAUAUUAUUACCAGCAUUACGUGCACGUUUAUGUGGAUACACUGGUCUUUAUCGACCAUCAGUGUGUUUCUGAUUAUUCAAUAAUAAAUAUAAUAUUAAAUGGAAAAAAAAAUUUUUUAAAUUCAUUAAAAAACGAGUUAGAAAUAACAAAAAAUUAAAAUGAAAAUACUUGCUAAAGUAGAGCUCAUUUUAUAUUUUUAUUUGUACAAUGAAAAUUGAAAAUUAAUUUAAUAAUUUUAUCGUAAUUUUAUUGUAUAUUUUUGUUUUUUUUUUUUAAUUAUAAACAUAUCAUACGUUUGAUGUGCUGUGAUAUAAAAUCGAAAAAUAAAACACAGAAUUAUGCAAACAAAACAAAAAACAAUGAAAAUUUUAAAAACGUAUUUAAUUAUUUUAAAUGAAAUUGACAAAUUGCUAUUUUAAAAUUUUAUCCUGCCUGUGUUCAAGCGCUAAUUAGUUUAUAAAAUCGAAUCACGUUCGAUAAUUUAAAAAUUAUCGUUGCGGAAAAAUAAUAACAUAGUUAAUUACUUGAUUAAUUUUGUAUAAUUAGUAAUUACAAAUUAUUAGAAUUAAAAAUUUUAAAUGAAAUUUUCUAGCUUGCCGAACGAUAAAAUAAUAAUUAGAAAGAGAAUUUUAAAUUAUCUAAUUAAAAAUUUUGUAGUUAAAAUGUAGAAAUAUUUUUAAAAACACACAAUAAGUGUAAUUAUUUAUUUUAAAAUUGUAAAUGCUGUAUUUACUGACCAUGAAAUCUAAAAAAAAAAAAAUGUUAUAAAAUCAAAAAUUGAGUGACUUGAAAUUACGCUGUGAUCAAUAUAACAAAAAAAAAAAAUAUUGUAAAAAUUUAAAAAAAAAGUACCACGUCUGAUAAGAAAUAUUAAUUAUAAAUAAUUUCAACAAAUAAAAUAACCAUCAAUUAAAAUGACAAGUUUGUUGAGACUUUGGACCAGUUUGAAGAAUUAAAAAAUUUUUCAUUUUCGUGUAAAAACGAUUACAAUCUAAUAAAAAAAAAAAAAACGUAGUAUUAAAAAAAAUAUUAAAAUUAAUAAACUACGAUAAAAAAUUAUUCAAUUAUUGUAAUGAACGCUUGUUUAAAAGAUAAAAAAAAAAAAAAACCAAUGUAAAUAAAAAAAAGCUAAUAAUAAAAUUAUUUAAUUCUACAAUCUUAAA